AUGCUUUGGUUGCUAACGAUAUUCGUAGCCGGGAUUGCGGCCUGGCCAGUGUCGAAUCGAACCUCAUGCUUCAAAUACAUCGACUGCCUGGAGCAGACGCAGAUCACUUUCAAGAAAUGUUCCAGGGGAACCGUGUCGGCGUUGACGUCGGAGACGAGGGAUAGGCUAUUCCUAGCUGCCUCGGCCACACAUUGGAACAUCGUUGAGCAGUGCCAGCAGGAUCUCGAGCUCGAGGGUCUCGAUUUCGAUUCCCUCCAAGCCCUCGUCAAUGAAGAUUCGCGUCAAUGCUUCCGACGCAUGCACAAGAGGAAGAUGCCGCUCGAUGCCGUGUGCGAGGUGCCCGAAUUCCCAGUGGCCCCAGAAGGCGUCCAAACCGCUAGAUUCUGCCUGACGAGCUUCCGGGACAACCGCAAGAUGUGCGAGAAGCUGCUGGACUGCUGUCCGGAGCAUGUUAAAUGCGCGGAGCGGCUCACCAAGCUGUCAAUUGCUUAUCAGGAGGCGAAGAAAAAGUCCAUCAACAUUGCUGACAGGAUGUUGGGCUGCGUCUAUGAGAGCCUGGGCUUGGCUCCGCCGCCAACGACAGCCGUGGAGGGCGAUUUUGCUAGGAAGCACCGAAAUGCUGAAGCCAAGGGAAAACAGCAAAAUGUCCUCACCGGCCAUCAAUCGUCUGUUCGGUUUAUUAAAAAAGAAAGGAAACAGAAGAAGCUGAAGAAGCUUCCGGUAGCCACCACCGAGAGCCCCCACGCCUACGCCACGAUCAAGGGCUCCGAUUUUCCGGUGCUCCAUGAGCAAGUGGAAGAGCGGCAGAGGGAGAAAUAUGCCGAUAAACUGAUCGCAGGAAGGGGGCAGCAGCAGAGACCCCUGGAAACCGAUUCUGGCAUGGAACCAGCAGUAGUCGUAACUGAAGCUCCAAAAAUCGAAAAGCCCGUGGUAGAGGAGGCUACAAAGAAGGUAAUCCUCAACGACUGGAAAAAUCUCAGCGUGGAAAGCCGGGUGGAAAAAGAGAAAAUUCUGGAGGAAAUGCUGGAGACAACACCUGAACCUGUUGAAGACGCUACGACGGAAACUCCGACAACUACUGAAGCCGUUGCACCUGAGGCUCGGGUCACAGAAGCGACCGUGAUUCUGGAGCAACCGGAAGUGAAGGUGGAAGUAGAAGAGGCCAAGAAGAUGCUGGAAAGGACUGACCCCUUCGAGACGUACGAUGAUGGGACGAAGCUGGAUGAGGAAAUUGGGGUCGACUUCGUCUCCCCUUCGACUACGGUCGCUCCAGAAGCCACGAGCGAAAUUUCAAUGACAUCGACAUCCCCGUCUUCAAGCAGCACCUCGGCCGAUCCCCAGAACGUCUCCUUCGAAAUCGUACCCGACAGCCAUGAAAAGGAGAAAACAGGAGCUUUGCCGCUUCCGGAAACCUUGGAAGCGAUUCAGAAGAAAUCCGCAGAAGAGGUUGCCACCACCACUCAUAGGGUAGAACUUGUGAAAUUCCUGCUCUCCACUGCUGAUCCUACGGAGAGCCAAUAUUACCUGAAGCUUGUAGCCGAAAAUCGCUACGACGAGCUCCAGAAAAUCGCGGAUCAAAAGAAGAUUCAGGAGAAGAAUGGGCCUACCGACAAACUGGCGUGGUGG
Molecule: messenger RNA, 1626 nt
Organism: Mesorhabditis spiculigera
Lineage: Eukaryota; Metazoa; Nematoda; Chromadorea; Rhabditida; Rhabditidae
Source: the annotation of a GenBank genome assembly